This is a messenger RNA of Cavia porcellus (domestic guinea pig), 2830 nucleotides long. It is a transcript of the gene Ttll3, whose product is annotated as tubulin tyrosine ligase like 3. Gene Ontology annotation, cellular component: axoneme; microtubule cytoskeleton. NCBI's taxonomy places the organism in Eukaryota, Metazoa, Chordata, Mammalia, Rodentia, Caviidae. Gene Ontology annotation, molecular function: protein-glycine ligase activity, initiating. The record is from RefSeq and is a predicted model, not a curated record. Gene Ontology annotation, biological process: cilium assembly; cilium movement; protein polyglycylation.
AUGCAGGGCCCCGGCGUGGUGCUGCUCGUGGGCGCGGCGGGCGUGGGGCCCGCGCACCGGGGCUCGGCCGCCUGGUUACGCCAGGGCGGGCUGCUGGGGUGCAGCUGGCCGCAGCCCCCGGGGCCGUGCCCCGGCUGCCCAGCCCGGUGGCCCUGGGCGAGCCGCCUGGAGCCCUGCGCGCCCGCGAGGCCGCGGGCAUGCGGGCCGGCCUGGGUCUGCUCCGGGGCCGCCGCCUGGCCGGGUCCCAGCUGCGCCCGCCAGCCCCGCAGCCCCGCCUCCGCGCGAAGUCCGGGCCGCGCCCCUGAGACGCCCGGGCCCCCGCCUGCAGACGGCCCCGCGCCGCAGGACGCUCCCCUAGUCCUCUGGCCGGGAUUCUCCAGGGACUGCCACAUGGGCCGGCUCCGCAACGCCAAGAUUCACGUGGAGAAAGCUAUCAAGCAGAAGAAGAUCUUUAUGAUCCAAGGCCGCUACCCAGUGAUCCGGUGUCUCUUGCGUCGGAGGGGCUGGGUGGAGAAGAAGAUGGUCUACCAUGCAGGCGCCACCCUGCUGCCCCGCCAGAAGGACACUGAGAAUUCAGUGGUGGGCGAUAGCGACACUGCCCCAGAUGAGGAUGAGGAAGAAGACGAGACAUUUCAGCCGUCACAGCUGGUUGACUUCGAUGGCUUCCUGGAAUUCGAUGACUUAGAUGGGACACAUGCUUUAAUGUCCCGAAUGGUUCGGAAUGAGACCCCUUACCUCAUCUGGACCACUCGGCGGGAUGUACUGGACUGUCGCUUCCUUGCCAAGGAUCAGAUGAUAAACCACUAUGCCCGGGCUGGCUCCUUUACCACAAAGGUGGGACUGUGCCUCAACCUCCGGAAUCUGCCUUGGUUUGAUGAGGCUGAUGCUGACGCUUUCUUCCCGCGCUGCUACCGCCUGGGUGCUGAAGACGAUAAAAAAGCCUUCAUAGAGGACUUCUGGCUGACAGCUGCCCGCAGCGUUCUCAAGCUGGUGGUGAAGUCGGAGUGGGAGCCGCACUCUGUCCAGGCGGAAGGGAAGGAGGCCCCAGGAGAUAAACAGCCUAAGAAACAGGAAAAGAAGCCAGCGGUGGUGUCCCCAGAGUUUGUGGAUGAGGCCCUGUGCGCCUGUGAGGAGCACCUCGGCAGUCUGGCCCACAGGGACAUCGACAAGGACAGUGAGGCCCCGCUGCACCUGAGCCCGGCGGGCUGGGCACUGUUCCUCCAGCGUUAUUACAAGGUGGUCCAUGAGGGGGCAGAACUCAGGCACCUCGACACUCAGGUCCAGCGCUGUGAGGACAUCCUGCAGAAGCUUAGGGCCGUGGUACCCCAGAUCGACAUGGAAGGGGAUCGAAACAUCUGGAUCGUGAAGCCAGGAGCCAAGUCCCGUGGACGAGGCAUCAUGUGCAUGGACCACCUGGAGGAGAUGCUGAAGCUGGUGGACUGCAACCCCAUGGUGAUAAAGGACGGCAAGUGGGUUGUGCAGAAGUACAUCGAGCGGCCCCUGCUCAUCUUUGGCACCAAGUUUGACCUGAGACAGUGGUUCCUGGUGACAGACUGGAACCCACUCACCGUGUGGUUCUACAGAGACAGCUACAUCCGCUUCUCCACCCAGCCCUUCUCCCUGAAGAACCUGGACAACUCUGUACACCUGUGCAACAACUCCAUCCAGAAGCACCUGGAGAAUUCAUGCCACCGGCACCCCAUGCUGCCCCCAGACAACAUGUGGUCCAGCCAGAAAUUCCAGGCCCACCUCCAGGAGAUGGGAGCCCCGAACGUGUGGUCUACCAUCAUUGUGCCAGGCAUGAAGGCCGCAGUGAUCCACGCACUGCAGAGCUCACAGGACACCGUGCAGGACCGGAAGGCCAGCUUCGAGCUCUAUGGCGCUGACUUUGUGUUCGGCGAGGACUUUCAGCCCUGGUUGAUUGAGAUCAAUGCCAGCCCCACCAUGGCACCCUCCACGCCUGUCACUGCGCGGCUCUGUGCUGGGGUGCAAGCUGACACUCUUCGCGUGGUCAUCGACCGCAGGCUGGAUCGCAACUGUGACACAGGAGCCUUCGAGCUCAUUUAUAAGCAGCCUGCAGUGGAGGUGCCGCAGUACGUGGGCAUCCGACUCCUGGUGGAGGGCUCCACCAUCAAGAGGCCCCCAGCCGUGAGUCACCGACGGACGGGGAUCCGCCCUGCACUUCCUCGGCUGCUGAUCCAGCGGGGCUCUGGGGAAGGCAAGGACCCGGGGACCCCUGCCCACAGCCCAGGUAGCAGGAAAUGUAAGGAAGCUGCCCGAGGCUGCGGAGCUCAGAAGGGGCAGAGCCAGGACACAGAGCCAGCCCCUCCCUCCUUCCCCAUCCUCCAGCCCAAGGCCUGGCUGCCGCCUCCCCCUGCACUGCAGCCCCUCGCGCGGGGCCGCACGCAGCUGUGCCCGCUGGUGGGCUCCAAGGCCCUGUCGUCCACAGGCAAGGCCCUGAUGACUCUGCCUACAGCCAAGGUUUUUAUUUGCCUCCCACCCAACCCUGCUUUCAAGCUGGCAGCAGGCAUCCCAAAGCUGAAAAAGUGCCCUCAAGGGUCCCGUCCUGGAAGUGCCAUGCACUCUGUGUUCUUUGAUGCCGCAGCUCUUCCCAGCGCCCCUAGGAAAGUCAAGGCCAAGGGCAAGUUCAAGGCCAGACCCUGCGACAAGCCCAAGCCCAAGGCCGAGACACACGGUCUAAAGAGGCUGAGCCUCCCACAAUCCCCACCAGGGCCCAAGGGGGCCACUGGGGAUGCAGAGAUGGAAAAACCCCCGCUCUGACCCUGAACCUGGUCUGAACCCAGCACCAAAUAAAAAGGAGCAAGUGGAA